UCAUCUUGUUGCGCGCGCCCCCGCCGCCGCCUACCUGCCCGCAACAUGGCUACUACCGCCGACGAUGACUUCUACGGCACCGAGAAGAGCUUCGGCCGCGACUCGCAAGCCUCUGCCCACUAUGGCCAAUCUUCCAUGCACCGCGAUGGCAUCGGCCGCCGGGUCCUGGAUUCUUUCCGCCGCGAUCCCAACUUGAACACGGCCCUGACGCAAAAGAUGUCGCUGGGUGCUGAUGGCAAGACCUUCGAUGUCGAGAGCGCCGCUGUCAACACCGCCAAUUCACCGCUGGUUAGGCGCCUCAAGGGCAGGCACUUGCAGAUGAUAGCCAUAGGAGGCUCCAUCGGUACUGGCCUGUUCGUCGGUUCUGGUCAGGCGUUGGCUCAGAGCGGCCCCGCUUCUCUCGUCAUUGCAUACUGCCUGGUUGGCAUCAUGAUGUACUGCACCGUCCACGCCCUGGGCGAGAUGGCCGUCCUGUUCCCCGUCGCCGGCUCCUUCUCGUCCUACUCGACCCGCUUCUUGGAUCCCGCUUGGGGCUUUGCCAUGGGUUGGAAUUACGCCCUCCAAUGGCUCGUUGUCCUACCUCUGGAAAUUGUCGCCGCCACCUUCACCAUCAACUACUGGAAUCAUGGAGCCGUCAACAACAAUGCUUGGGUCGCCAUCUUCUUAACCCUCAUCGUGGUUAUUAACCUCUUUGGGGUCAAGGGUUACGGCGAAGCAGAGUUCGUUUUUGCCAUCAUCAAGGUCGCCGCCGUCAUUGGCUUCAUCAUCCUGGGAAUCAUCAUCAACAUUGGCGGUGGUCCCAACGGCACUUACAUUGGCGGCAAGUUGUGGGUCAAUCCCGGCGCCUUCAACAACGGCUUCAAGGGCCUCUGCAGCACUUUUGUGAAUGCUGCCUUUGCCUUUUCUGGAACCGAACUCGUCGGCCUCGCAGCUGCCGAAACCGCCAACCCCCGCAAAUCGCUCCCUACCGCGGUCAAGCAGGUCUUUUGGCGCAUCACUCUCUUCUACAUUGUCUCGCUCCUUCUUGUCGGCCUGUUGGUUCCCUUCAACGACCCGCGCCUGCUCCAGAAGGAUAACAAUGUCGAUGCCGUAGCGUCGCCCUUUGUCAUCGCCAUCACCAAUGCCGGUAUUGAAGGCCUCCCCUCCGUCUUCAACGCCGUCAUCAUGAUCGCCGUACUUUCAGUCGGCAACUCGUCCAUCUACGGCUCGAGUCGCACGCUGGCUGCUUUGGCUGAACAGCAUCAGGCUCCCAAGAUCCUUGCUUACAUCGAUCGCCAGGGUCGUCCCCUCGUUUCCAUUGGCCUUGCUUCCAGUCUUGGUCUGUUGGCUUUUCUUGCAGGCGUUAGGAAAGAUCUGCACGAAGCCGCAUUCAACUGGAUGCUUGCGCUUUCGGCCCUCUCGGCCGUCUUCACUUGGGGCUCCAUCUGCCUCGCCCACAUUCGCUUCCGCAAGGGUUGGAAACAGCAAGGCCACAGCCUCGACCAACUCGCCUUCCGAUCCCAGCCGGGAAUCAUCGGAUCUUGGGUAGGCUUCAUCUUCAAUAUGCUCGUCCUCGUGGCCCAGUUUUGGGUCGCGAUUGCUCCCUUGGACGGAGAUGGCAUGACGGGUUCGUGGCGCGCACAGAACUUCUUCCAGAUCUAUCUGGCCCUUCCCGUCACCCUCGCCUUCUAUGUGCCGUACAAGCUGUACUUCAAUACGCAUGUGGUGCGCGCUCACAACAUGGACCUGCACACCGGCAUCCGCGAGCUCAACCUCGAAGUCCUCAUCGCAGAGGAGCGCGAAGAGCGCAAGGCCUGGCCCAAGUGGCGCAAGGUCUACAAGUUCUUCUGCUGAAUUCCCUCGACGGCUUCUGGCUUUCCACACCAUUCUCUCCUGAUGACUUGCUUCCUUUGCUUGUCUUUUUCGGAUACGGCUGCUUUUGGCGGGGGGCAUAUAUUUGUGUUUUUUUUGCGUUUCUUUUCCUUGCUCUCUUUCUCCGGCGAAGUCAAGCGGGCAUUUUCAAUGAUAUCCCUGGGUCUGUUUUGACUUUUGUUUACACGAAAGCUCUGGCGUUCGUGGUCCGGUCUUCUUCCAAUGCUCUCUCUCUCUCUCUCUCUGGUUCUCAUACCCCCUCCACCAUGCUCUCUAUCACAAAAUCGGUUCAUGCUCUUUGCUUUCUUCUCUUUAAUCUUCUUGUCUUAAUUCCCUUUCUCCUCUUUCCCUUUGUAUGCACACACCCCCAUUGUGAGCGUUCCCGCGUAUCUCCGUCCCCCGUCCAACCCAGUACUUGAAGAAAAAGAGGAAAAAAGGAACAAGGCCUGGUUCAAUCCAGCGAAGUUUAGGUGUUCUUGGAAGGUUCUUCGUCUUCAAGUUCAUAACCGGGGUUUGGUCAUUUUCUCAAACAAAGAUUUGACUUAGCAACUUUGGGUAUUGAGUAUUGAAAUCUCUGAUUUGAAUUACUCUUUUCAAACCGCCCCCCCCCCCCACCAAGGGUCGAGGAAGGAAUUCUUUUCCGAUCCUCUCUCUCUCUCUCCAUGGAAAUACUCUCUCUCUCUUUCUCUAUCCAGCGAACAAUGGAUUGAUGAAGCCCAAAAAAAAAAUCAUAAAUUCAAUACACUAUUCAAAAAAUGUCCGUGUCUUCAAGCAUGUGUGAUACGUUUGAAUAUUGUGAUGUUUUGUUAUUAUUCUUGUUUCUUCUUGCCCCCCUCUCCGUAACAUGCUUUGCAUCAUGCCUUGUAACUCUCGCUCUCCACCAUCAUAUGCAUGUAUUGGCAGAUUCCAAUCCAACAAAUACAGAAUAAAAAGGAUGCUUUCCCUCUUCUGAAGGCCUCUCCCCCC
Messenger RNA from Periconia digitata, 2817 nucleotides. The record is from the annotation of a GenBank genome assembly. Lineage: Eukaryota; Fungi; Ascomycota; Dothideomycetes; Pleosporales; Periconiaceae.